Molecule: messenger RNA, 1452 nt
Organism: Heterobilharzia americana
Lineage: Eukaryota; Metazoa; Platyhelminthes; Trematoda; Strigeidida; Schistosomatidae
Source: the annotation of a GenBank genome assembly
AUGUAUAGUGGUGAUCAAUUUAGUCACCUCGUUGAAAAAAUAAGUCAUCCGCUCGAAGAAAUUAGGUGUCGUAGUUUGGCCAAUAUACAUUCGAAAUUGAACCGAGGUUUACUACCUUCAGACAAAGAAUGCCUGUCAAAACUAGUGACAGCUUUGUUGCUUUCUUUAGAACAGAAUCCAUCCUUCGAAACUAACUGCAUACUUGUCAUUCUUAAGAAUCUGCUUUCGAAUCCUGAUACGAAGGCACUUAUAGUGUUGUCUGGUGGGCUAUCUCUGUUCGCAAAAAUGCGUAGUUCUCCAAUAAAUGGUGAAAUAAGAAGGCAUAUAGACGAGAUUUGUGUUUUGUUCGGUGAAGAUCCUUCGGUUGUCAACACGCAAGAGAGAUUGCAGGGCAAUACUGGCCGAGGAAUCCAAGCGUCUAGUUAUUUCAACUCUUAUGGUUCAACCUCUUUGACACUAACUUCGUCUGAUUCUUCACAAGCCCGCAAAGUUUCGUUCAAUCUGUCUGCAGCACAAGGAAAUAACAAUUCUGACGCUGGUCCCUCUUCCCUUUCUGAUUCCUCCAGUUUGAUCUAUCAAAAUUACUUGUUAUAUUUUCCCACAAUCGCGCUUACGAAAACCGAUAUUGGUGUCCUACGAACAACUUUGAGAUCGGUUUGUUCAAAAGAACCUAACAUAUCUCUCUCUGGUAUCAACUUUCUCCGUGACGUUGUGCUCAAGGAUUUCCCAGCUGAAGUAUUUCUUCAAAGGACUGAGUUUAUUGGGACUCUUUUCCGGAUUUUGAAUGGAAAAGAUUUGGAGCUUAAUUACGCUACCACUAGCUGUUUGAUCAACUUUUGUCGUGGUCUCAUCAGGAGAGUCUAUUAUCACCUAGAUCCUAAUAAUUACAAGUUGUCAAAUGCUCACACUUCCCGACCUGGUGACUCGAUAACAUUUGGUCCUUCAGAAACGGUCCUUUUCAGUGAAACUGAUCAAACGGGUGUAUCGUUUGCUGACUCAACACAACACAACAUCUAUACUUCUACCUCAGCAAGGAUAAAAGUUUUAGAUUCUGAUGAAGAUGUAAAAAGACAGUCAUACUCAACUCUGGAAUUCUGUUCUCAGUUAUUCAGUGCAAUAGCUAGUGGUCUGUUGACACAACUUGACUAUCAUAAUCAGCAUGCCCUACAGAAUGUUUAUUCUUCAUCACAAAGCAAUACAAGCCGUAAUGGUAGCUGGAAAUACAAAAUGGAGUCCAACUUUCUACUUCUUUUGGAUAUCGGGAUCAACUUAUUACUGACUUGUUUAUCACCUCACCACCGUACUACUCAAAUGGCAGAAGUUUUCAUGACAUCCGAACCAAUGACCCAAUGUCAUUUAUUAAUUUUGUAUUCCUUGUUACACCUCCCACAUGUGAUCUCAUUAAACCCUCCGAUCUGCCAUCUACCUUCUUCACAUCCUUGGAACUAUUAG